Phytophthora sojae is the source of this 1401-nucleotide messenger RNA. RefSeq lists its product as hypothetical. The record is from RefSeq and is a predicted model, not a curated record. Lineage: Eukaryota; Oomycota; Peronosporomycetes; Peronosporales; Peronosporaceae. The coding region runs from base 1 to 1401 and encodes 466 amino acids. The transcript is spliced from 4 exons.
AUGAGCUCGCCUCAGAAGAACACCGACGCUGCAGCAGAGGAGAUGUCCUCCGCCGGGAUAGAGACUCUCUCUAUCCCCGAGUACCGCGAGCGUCACAAAGCAAAGCGUGACGCUCUUGCUGCCAAGACUGCGGCGGGGACAACUCAACCAGAGAUUGUCCUCGAAGGUUCUUCUGUAGUCAACGACGCCGUUGACUUCGAGGACGACGACGUGGAGAUGGAAGAGGGCGAGGCCUCUUCUAGCAAGCGCAAGGAGUCUAUCGACAGCGAUAGUCUCGACCCGCGAGACGACUCGGACGCUUCGAGCUCGAAGCGUUCGCGCGGCGAGAGCGACACUCCGCUCUCUGCUGCUGGGGCUUUAAGCUCCCCGCGUGAGGUGGCAUCUUCAAGUUCCCCGCGCGCUGCUCAGGCAGCGCGCGAUCCGUGGAUGCCGUCUGCGUCAGAGAUCGCAGACCGUGUGGGCAACACUGUGCCUCCAAACGAAAUCCCGCUGUACGUAUGCAGCGGUAUCCACGACGAUGCUCUCCGGUACUUCUCCAGCAAGAAGACCUCUUCUCGCAGCAAAGUGCCUGACUGGCAGGCACUUUGUCAAAGUUGGAAUGCUUUCGUUGAGAACUUCAACAAGAAGCCGGCUGCUUACCGUGAGCGGGCUAAGCAUGCCCGUGAGCGCUUCGAGACAUUCUCGACGCGCGGGAGGCUGGAGCAGCUCCACAGAUCCUCUGUGGACGCUGGUAUUCCAUGCGCUGUGCCCGAAGGCCAUCAGUGCACGUUGUGUCUUCCGGGUGCGGUGCGCUUGAGCGACCGCGACCUAAACGGGUACACGACGAUUCGUGUACCUGAGAGUCUCAAGGAUCUCCGUGCCAAGUUCUUGGCACGCGAGGAACGCGACGAUCGUGGGACCUCGGGCGCUGUAGGUGACCACAGCGCUCGCACUACCUUCGCGUCGGCAGUGCGUGGUGAGCUUCGUACGCCCUCACCAUUUCCGGAACGUCCUGCAGCAGGACGUCCCGUGGCUCCCAUGUAUCUUGGUGGGGCAGAAACCCUCUCCAACGAAUACGAUAACGAACCGGCUGCCGGUUCGUUUUCGGGAUACUAUGGUUCACAAUACGCUCAACAAUCCAGCGUGUUGAGCCGCGGGCGUCGCGGAUCGGAGGCGGCGGUGGUGGGAACACGCCCUGGGAGCGGGUCGCUGCUGUGGAACAGCAUCAGAGCCGGCCGGGAGUUCGCCGCUCUGAUGCAGGAGGUGGCGAUCCUGAGGGCUCAAGUCGCUCAGGUCUCGCAGACCGCGUCGGACAUCUCUAUCGACGUGGGAGGUCGCGUCGCGCGCUUGGCCCAGCGCGUUCACGCGCUGGAGCAGAGGUUCGCUCCCGCUGGGGCUUCCGCUUCGGGCCAACCGAGCUAG